Penicillium daleae is the source of this 1428-nucleotide messenger RNA. RefSeq names its product sulfatase family protein. The record is from RefSeq and is a predicted model, not a curated record. Gene Ontology annotation, molecular function: arylsulfatase activity. The coding region runs from base 1 to 1428 and encodes 475 amino acids. The transcript has a single exon. Lineage: Eukaryota; Fungi; Ascomycota; Eurotiomycetes; Eurotiales; Aspergillaceae.
AUGUACAGGUCCAAGAAAAAUAUUCUUUUAGUCAUCGCCGAUGACCUGGGACGUACGUUACCCUGCUAUGGCGACAAAGCCGUCAAGACCCCGCAUAUCGAUGCGCUCGCCAACGAAGGCACCGUCUUCGAAAAUGCAUUCGCGAGCACUGCCUCCUGCAGUGGAAGUCGAUCUGUCAUAUAUACAGGCCUGCAUACUCAUGAAAAUGGCCAGUACGGUCUCAAUCACUUCACUCACCACUUCAUGACGUUCGAUCAUAUCCAAACUGCGCCUGGAAUUCUUCAGAAUCACGGCUAUUUGACCGCCAUCAUUGGCAAGAUCCAUGUCGGUCCUCUCGCCGUGUACCCUUGGGAGCAUGUGGUGGAGAGCCCUAGUCGAGACGUUGCGUGGGUCGCGGAGCAGUCUGCGUCUUUCUUCGAAGAAGCAAAGAAUGGUGACCGGCCAUUCUUUCUCACGGUCGGUUACAUGGAUCCCCAUCGAGAUCACACUCGUGGUGGGUUUGGAAACGGCGAUCGAGAAGUCUCUGCACCAGAUGCCUGUUACGACUCUGAUGCGGUGACCGUUCCAGAAUUCUUGAGCGACAUUCCUGAGGUCCGACAUGAAUUAGCCGAAUACUACCGGGCGAUCGGCCGUGUCGAUCGAGGGCUUGGUUUGAUCAUGGACACCCUUAGGAAGAAUGGCUUCGAUGAAAAUACCAUGGUCAUUUUUAUGAGCGACAACGGCCCACCAUUCCUCAACUCCAAGACAACACUCUAUGAUGCCGGUAUCCGUCUACCUCUCAUCAUCCGGCAACCAGGCUGCGGUUCCGGCUCGAGGAAUCCAAAUAUGGUGUCCUACAUCGACAUUUUGCCCACAAUUCUGGACUGGGCCGGGUACAAGGACGUUAAACAAACAGACCCGCCUCGCCUGGGGCGCUCGUUACUACCUAUCAUGGCAAGUCCCACGAUCGAUGAAUCGUGGACGCGAGUGUUUGGAUCCCACACAUUCCAUGAAAUCACCAAUUACUAUCCCACGCGAUUUCUCCGCACAACUCGAUACAAGUACCACCGAAACGUUGCUUGGAAACUUGAUUUUCCCUUCUCUACAGACCUGUACGCCUCCAUGUCAUGGGAGGGGAUUCGAAAUGCCCCUGGGCCAGUGAUGAUUGGAAAACGGGCGCUGAAAUCCUAUAUUGAGCGUCCGCCAGAAGAAUUGUAUGACAUGCUCAACGAUCCUACAGAAAUCACCAAUAUCGCCUCUGAUCCUAGGCACCAAGACCUACUGAGGAGCCUGCGCGGUGAGUUAGAAGACUGGCAAAGAAGAACCAAAGACCCUUGGCUAUUCCGGGAUGGAGUCUCCUUGCUGGAAAUGGGCGGACAUCUCAAGGCAGGAUUGCAAGUUCCCGAUCGAUUUGAUUUCGAUGUUUCAGCACCGCAGUCAAGACCAUGA